AGAUUGCUAUCUUUCCUCUAUAUUUAGAUAAGAAAUAGCAAUAGACAUUUAAAGUGAUGCUAUUAUAGGGGAAUAGAUGGGAGCACACUCCAUCUCUAUUCUAGAGGAAAAAAAUAGCAAUAUACAUUGGAGAUGGUCUAACUUAGAGCACCCCCAUUGAGGGUUCAUGGGGGGAGUUCAUACAAAAACCAAGACAAAAAAAUAAUAAAAUAAUUCAAUCCCAUGAACCCUCUCUCUCCUAAAGUUCUCUUGGUUGAACCCCUCACUCCUAAAGUUCAUCACUGUAGCGCGGGCCCCAUGUGUCGUGGCGGCCCGCGAUUGGUCUAACUUUUUUUUUUUUUUUUUUUUUUAAAAAAAAAAACAAAAAGAAAAAAAUACAAAUUUUAAUAAUAAAAAACUAAAAAGAUGAACCCCAAGAGGGGGUUCAUUGAUGUGGAUGCUCUUAGUAGAUGUCAGUCCUCUUGGAUGGUAACGUUUAAAUCAUGAUUCAAAAAUACUAAAUGAUUUUCUAACAAAGCAAUUAGAAUUUCCAGAAAGUACAGUUGACAAUUUGUAGUUAUAAAAAAUAAUACAAGGUUUUUCUUCGUAUGUUUAAUUAUAAUUGGCAGCUUUAUUCUGAUGUUUUAAUUCUCCAUAUAUAUAGAAUUUAUUUAGUAGAUUGUGGGGUUUGUUAAUCGUUAGAAGUUAGCUACAAUCAGAAGUACCCGUAUUAUCUACAAGAGCUUAUGGGGUGAAUGACAUGAUGUCAAACGAGUUAAUCUAUAUGGGGCAUGCAUAUUCUGUAUAUUGAAAUCUCAUUUUCUAAUUUUGAUAUAUGAGGCUCCUCUCUCAUUUAAGACGUAAACAUAAUUAGUUUUAACUUUUAUUGGAUCACAUAACUUUCUGUGUCAAAAGUGUUGAGCAUAUGCUUUUCUGAAGAAGUGAUUCACGGAGACAAUAAAGAAGCUAACAAUUUUUAAGAUAAUGGAGACGUAGGCACUCUUGAAUCUCAAUAACAGUGAGUACAUUACUAACUAGACAAAUGUAGUGGGAACUGGAAGUCAAAGAUGAUAGCGAGGCUCUUUAGAUUUUUCUCCUAAAUGGCUUGUUAGUUUUAGGGAUUUCAUGAACUUAAUGUAAAACUCAUGGUAUAUCAGGAUGGCUUGUAAUAUUAAAAUCUAAAGUAAUUAAAUAGAAGGGAAAAUUGGAAAAAUAGGACAUUCUCAACUUAGGUUUGUCUCAAUAAGAUUUUCAGAAGAUUAUUUAGGAAAAUAGGAUUUAGAUUUUAGUUAAUACUAUUAUACCCUUCAAAUUAACCAAUUAAUAUGAAUUAAUAAUAAUUGAUUUAAUAUUAAAAAAGGUAAAAACAUAAGGAAAAAGAUAUAUAAAUACACGAUAAAAUAAAAAAAAGGUAAAGACAUCGGGUUAACCUAUCUCUUCUUCUCCGCCGAUCUCCUUCUUCCUCUUCAAUGGCGAUUUCGAGUUCUUCUUCUUCUCCACACGGUUAAGUGAGAAGCUUCACUAAUGUAUUGUGAGACAGGAAGAAGAAGGAACAAGAGCCUCCACUAAUGUGACUUUGAGUCUCAAUUACUGCGUACAUCUUUAUCUAGAUGCUGUCUCGGCCAUUAUUGGUCUUCACAAUUGGUGAGGCUCUCACAGACUAGUCAGAGUUAAAGUAAGAAGCCCCAGGUGGUACUGUCUCUCAUGCAUCUUCAGAAUCACAGUAUGAGCUACAAACGUCUCAGUCUCUAUCAAGGGAGACAGAUCAAGAAUGUUUUUGUAAAAGAUUUGAGAAUGUUUAAGUAUGUUGUUAGUUUUUGCAAAAGAAUAUUUAACUACUCUUUGUAGUUUUUGGUCAGAAUCACUACACCCUAAACAAACCCCCAAACCCAUAGUCGUAUGCAAUAAACCAUUAACAAACCCUAAAGAAACCCUAAAUAAAUUCUUAAACCUUAAACAAACUAUAAACAAACCGUAAACCCUAAACAAAUCCCUAAAUAACAUUAUAUUUGAUAUUGUCAUUAAGAGGGGGUUCACUUAGAGGAUGCCAAGACAGAAAACACACAAAAAAUAAUACACUUAGAAUUUGAUUACUUCAAAUACUCUUAAUUUUAUCUGCUUUAUCAACUUGGAAAGUAGAUGGCGAAAAGACAACUCUUUCAAAUUCAAAUACUUUUGGUUUUAACUGCUUUUAUCUCUUUUGAUCUCAUUGAAGCAUGUCUUAGUCAUUGCAAGUUCAUUUAGAGAAAAACGUGGAAGAAAAUAUUCUUUGCGAGAUUUAGGGUAAAUUUAGUUUAGAUUUAGGAAACAUCUUUAAUUGAUUAUGGAAGUUUCCAUAUUUUACAGAUUUAUCUAGAGUAUGUAUACUACCUACGAAGAACACAAUAGAGUAGGUGGGAAACAUAUUCUUCCUAUAGGCGUCAUAUAACGUAAAAGGCAGAAUAUGUUAGGGCACGUAAUCUAGCCAAGUUAUAUCGUUGAGUUGUGGCUAUAUGUUGUUAUCAAGCUGUAGGUAGACUGAAGACAUCUUUCUUGAUUAUAACGUAACAAAUUCUAGACUUGUUAGAAAAUACAAGAAAGGUUAUUUUACGUUGUAUACCCAAGAUAUAUCUAUGUAUAAAACUUAGUAUCUGAUUUCUAGACUAAGUAGAUGACCAGAAUGAGUAUUCUAACUGUAGUUAGAAGAUAAAAUAAAAUAUGAUUCCAAUUUUAAAAAAAAAACUUUUAAACAUAUAUAUUGUCAUACUUAUGUUUCCAAUAAUUAUCAUAUUUUUUAAUAUUUUUAAAAUUCAGUUUACUAUUUUUCCCAUAAAAGAAGGGUAAAAUAUGUCCAGAAUUGCCUAAAAUAUCAGAAGUCCUAUUGUGACAAAUAAAAGUUCAAAGUGUCUCAUUUUUCCAAUUUUCCCUAAAUAGAACCUAGAUUUUUUAGAUUCAUAAACUUAAUGUCAAACUGAUAAUGUCAGACUCAUGGUAUUCACGAUUUCUACACCAAGAUGGCUUGUAAUAAGAGGACUUGUAAUAUUAGGAUCUAAAGUAAUUAACUAGAACCGAGGAUCAUAGGACAAUCAAGAGACAUGAGAGUGUAAUUACGAUUAACGGAACCUGAAUUCUGUUGGACUAAAUACAUGUGGAUCGAACCUGAUGAAUCAUGCUAUUUUUGAGUGCCACCUGCUGUGUAGGCAUGAGCAUUAUCAAAAACACAUUCGCAUCUGAAUAUUUUCCUAGUCUAAGUGUCUAUGCCAAUAUUUACUAUUUUUUUGCUGGCGAAAAAUUAGUAUUGAAGACCCUGACAUUGAUGGAAAUCCUUAUCUUUGGGUAAAAUAUGGUACUUAUGGAAAGCCAGAAAUGAUAAGUUAUUCAGAAGAAUCGACAGAUAUCCACAUAACUUAUCAGACAUGCGGAAAAAGAAUGCUUAGCAUGGUGUGAGGCAAAUUCAUCAGUUUCAGUUUCUGAACAAAUCCCAUAUACUAUUUAUUCACAAGUCAUAUGCUUACAUAAUAUAUGUCUGGUGGAUGGUUUUUGGAACCCUACAUCGCAAUUAGUUGUUGAUGGGUCUUGAAGGAUACAUCCGGAAAAAUCCAACUUAUGGGUACCAUAAAUCAAAGAACGAGAGAAUCAACGUUGCAUUCAGAGCUAGAAACUCUAAGCUGUGCAAUGUAAAACAUGCUUUGUCACUCUCUGCCUACCAGGUUUUGAACCAUAUUGAAAACAUUGUUAACAAAGAUUGGGAAGCGUCUAGUGUGGCCAAAUUUUUCUACGGAGCUAAAAGAGAUAACAGUUUUGCAAAGGAUAUUUCAUCAUUUCAAGCUUAUCUAUAUUCAUUGAUCUCAUAAUGUAAUUGUGGAUUCUUUAGCUAGAAUUGCAAGAUUAUCCCAUAAGAAACUGUUAUUUGUUGGUUUCUAUUCCGAUAUAGUUACAUGUGUCACUUCAAAGUUUGAGUAAUAGAGUGGUCUUUCGUUGUCAAAAAGAAAACUUUUGCCAACAGGUUUAAAAUACAAAAUUUAAUUAAUUUUAAAAAAUUUGAAUUUCUGGUUUGUUUAAAAUUACAGUAACCUUCAUUUUUAAGUUUUUAAUUUAUUUGAAUUAUUAUUUUUUAUUUGAAUUCUUUUUAUUAUAGUUGAUUUUAAAUUAUUUUAAUUUUAUUUUACUAAUUUUGUUGAUUAAUUACUAAUAAUUUUGUAAAAGUAAAUCAUUCUUUUUUACCAGGAAAUGAACAUAAUCGAUCAUACUAUUGAUGUGAUGAAUAAACAACUUAGUUUCAAGGUUUAAUCUGUUACUAAAAUUAGUUUUACUGUUUGAAGUUUUAAAUGUCCAAAUGAAAUGUUUAAAGUGCUAAUUUUAACCAAAUUCAUGGUUUAAAAUGUUAUGUUCCCUUCUUCAUCUAUACUAAUUUUCCAAACUUUGUAUAUGAUCCAAAAACUCAUUGCUUUAAAGUUACAAAAGGUCAUUGCUUUGUAUUUUUUUCAUGCAUUUGAAUAAAUAACCUUUAUCAAAAAGAUGGUACAUAAAAGUAUUUUAUAACUUUUACUAGACAUGCUUUGGUAUGAAGAUACAAUUAUACAAUUGCAAUUUGUUCAAUAAAACCCGGGCCAUAUCUGAAACCCGUCAACACCUGAAAGUCCCACAUGCACAAUUAUGAGAAUUUGAUUCUGUAAGUUAAUACUAGGCGACACCAUUAGACAGUAUAUAACUGAUUAAGCAUAAUAAUCCGGAUUAACGAGGUGUAGCUCCAUUUUUCAAAAGAUUACGAGACUUUUCUUCAUGGGAAACUGCAUAUAUUUCAGAUUACUAAGUAUAUUUACAAAUGUGAAAUGUGAGCCAGAGUGGAGACACGUGCAUUCGUUCAAACGUGCGCCUUACGUAAAGAUAGGUCAUAGGUUGGUGCUUGGGGACUUGAUCUACGGCAUGAUUAACCCGGUCUCUUAGCCGGAUUUCUUAACUCAUGAUUUGAUAUUUUUUUGUUUUUCUUUUUACACUUUUCGACUAAAAGACAACUCUUAUAUUUCUUAUUUAAGAGACGGUUCUUAACUUUUCUUAGUUCAAAUCUAAAAAAAAUUAAGAGAUAUCUCUUAUCCGAAAUUAAGAACUCCAAUUAAGAGAUUGGAGUUAAUGAUGGUCUUCUCUCACGCUCACACAAAUCACUUUAGUCCCGUACAAACAAAAAGCAUAUUUUGUUAGCUUACCAUAUCUUCCGUAUCAUUUCACACGUUUUCCUAAAAUGUAUUCCCUCAGCUUCCUCCAUUCAUAAAAUAGGAUUUUUAGAUUUUUAUUUUGUUUCAAUUUUAUUUACAUUUUUGUAUAUAUUUUUAAGAACAUUAAUUGAAAAUAUUUAAAUUAAUUGAAUACUAUUGGUUAAUAUUUAUUAAAAACACAUGAUAAAAAAACUAAUUAUAAAUAUUUAUUAUAUUUUUAAUAUGUGUGAAUAAUAUAUAAAAAAAUUAGUUGAGAAGAAGGCAAAGAGUAACUAACUUUUAGUAUAAUCUAGUUACACAAAUAAAAUAGUGUUUCCGGCUUCAGCCUUUUUAUCGUUGAAAUAUUUUAAUAAACAUUGAACGUUCUUCACAAGCUAUGUGAUUGUACAUAUUUAUUUAUAUGAUUUUGUCUGAAAAUUAAGAUUUGAAUAUACAUAACUAUUAUUUUUCUAACGAUUCAUUAGUAAGAGCUUAUUAGUCGACAUGUGGUCAGUGUCAUGUGUUAAAGUUGAGAGAUUCAAAAUUUUAAAAUAAUAGUUAAUAAUCACUAUAUAAGAAGGCCAAGCCAUGUUUGGAUAUUGCCAUUGACGUGACUCAAAUCAGAGAGUUACGGCACAGCCAAAUAUCAAAUUGGCUGAAAACGCCAUACAAAUAGAAGGUUUGUUUGUUUUUUUACUCACAUAAAUUAGCACUAUAUCAAUAUUUAUGGCAUUCCCUAUUAUGCUGAGCGGUUUCACUAACUACCAACUUGUACGUACAACUCAAUAAUAUUGUGAGCCGAGUGUGCAACUUUUUGGUUUCAGGUGAGCUAAGCUAAGAGAACCAAAUAUGAGUUUGUGCUCUGAUCUCUGCGACAAAUUAGACGAGAAUGUUUUGGAAGAGUUGGCGUCCAAUGUGAAGCAAGUACAAGACAAUGUAUUGGAGGAGAUACUCACACUUAAUGCUGGAACUGAGUAUCUUAGGCGUUUUCUCCAUGGGAGUUCUGAUAAGGAGCUUUUUAAAAAAAACGUUCCCGUGACGACAUACGAAGAUGUAAAGCUUUAUAUCGACCGUGUUGCAAAUGGAGAGCCCUUUGAUGUUAUUUCUGGGAAACCCAUUACCGGUUUCCUACUAAGUUCCGGAACUUCUGGAGGAAAACGGAAGAUGUUUCCUCGUAACAACAAAUACUUGGAAAACUUGAAAUUCAUCUAUUUUUACCGCUCGCUCGUUAUAACCAAGCAUAUCGAUGGUCUUGAGCAUGGAAAGGGAAUGGUGUUUAACUUUUGUACACCAGAGCAGAAUACUCCCUCUGGUUUGCCAGCUUCGUCUGCGACGACGAGCUUCUUCAAGAGUGAUUACUUCAAGAACCGACCAUCAUAUUGGCAUUGGUCAUUCACAAGUCCUGACGAAGUCAUAUUGUGUUCAGACAACAAACAGAGUUUGUAUUGUCAUCUCCUGUGUGGUAUAGUUCAAAGAGACGAGGUUGUGAAGGUUGGUGCCGCCUUUGUUUCUAUCUUGGUCCGUGCAAUUACUUUUCUUGAAAAAUUUUGGAAAGAAAUUUGCACUAAUAUCCGUUGUGGUCAUCUUAGCGAAUGGAUCACUGAUAUUAGCUGUAGGGAUUCUGUAUCAAAGAUCCUUGGAGAACCUAAUCCUGAAUUGGCUGAUCUCAUCGAAAAUGAAUGCAACCAAAAAUCAUGGGAAGGUAUAAUUCCAAGACUUUGGCCUAAAACCAAAUUCAUCGAAAGCAUUGCGACAGGCCAAAUGGCUCAGCACAUCCCAACAUUAAAGUUUUACUCUAACAAUCUGCCUUUGAUUUCUUCAAGUUAUGUUUCUUCGGAAACUAUGUUUGGGAUUAACAUGAAUCCUUUGUGCAAACCACAAGACGUGUCAUACACAUUUAUGCCUAACUUCUCAUAUUUCGAGUUCUUACUUGUUGACGCGGGUGACAAAGUAGAAAUUGUUGAUCUUGUGGAUGUCAAGUUAGGGAGCCAUUACGAGCCGUUGGUCACAAAUCAUUCUGGCCUACACAGACAUAAGAUGGGUGAUGUUUUACAAGUGACUGGAUUUUACAAUAGUGCACCUCAGUUUAGGUUUGUGCGGAGAGGAAAUUUGGUUCUGAGCGUUCAUUUGGAGAUAACUACAGAUGAAGAUCUUUUAAAUGCGGUGACACAUGCAAAGAUGGUUCUUGAAUCAUCAAAUUUGAUGUUGAUUGACUUUACAAGCUAUGCUGAUGUAUCUACUACUCCCGGUCAUUAUGUUCUGUACUGGGAACUCAAAGGAAAAUACAACAAUGACAUUGCUGAAAUUGAUAACAAGGUUUUAGUAGAAUGUUGUUACGUGGUGGAAGAGUCCUUGAACAAUUUUUACAAAGAAUUUAGGAGCAAAGACGGAUCAAUUGGAGCUCUAGAGAUAAGGGUGGUGCAACAAGGAACUUUCGAUUCUCUUAUGGAGUUUUUCAUUACCCAAGGUGCUUCUUCAACUCAAUACAAGACACCCAUUUGCAUCAAAUCUUCCGAGGCAUUAGCGAUCUUAGAAGAAAAAGUUCGAUCUAGGUUCUUUACCGAUAAGGUUCCCUUUCUUUAGACUUUUCGUCAUGAUUUUUAUCAUUUUGCAUGCGUUGAAAUAAAGUUUGUGGAAAAUACCAUGAGAGGAGACAAAACUCAUGCUUUUCAAUCUUAUUUUGAAGUAUACUUUUCAUAUAACUAGUAUUUUAUUAAUAAAACCCGAUCACAAUGACUGAUGUCAUAUAGUUUUUCAUAGAGAUUACACAAAGUGCAAAACUUUAAGAAACACAAAAGAGAAAAAGAUAUAAAAUGUAGCGCUUUGAUAUAUAUUCCAUUUUGAAAGAUUAAAUUUGCCACACACACACUUCUGUUAUUGAGCAUGAAGAAAAUGGAGUGAGUGAGUGAGUGAAAACAAUAUCGAAAAUAUCCUGACAUCACACGAGAUGUUGAAAUAGAAUGCGUGUGCUCAUCAUGUUUCAAUGUAUUUUCAAGAAUUUACUUAAGACAACCAAAAAUCACCUAGACAUAUAAUUUAAGAAAUAAUUUUUCAAAUUUUGCUUGUCAUCUCUACAAUCACCGUCACUAAGGCUAUGUACAAUAGUUGUAUAAAUUCAACAUUCUAAUUUACAUUUUUUCACAAUCCACAUCAUCUUCUCUUUCUUCCACCUAUUAAUUCAACACAUAUACAAAUUUUGUCUCUACAAUGGUUUUGUUUAAGAAAAUUCAACACUACAACCUAUAUUCUUAUUUAUGUAACUUAAUAGCUAUAUAUUAAUUCAAAAUGGACUGUAAUUAAAGUAAAUAUUUUAAAAUGACAUAGUUUUAAUAAUUUUUAUUUUAUAUUUUUAUUCUUUACUAUUUUCAGAAAAUAAUAUUUACAUAAUAUUUUUUAAACAAAUAUGAAAUGACAUAAUUAAGUUCAUAAUUAAUAUUAGUAAAAUAGAAAUUAUAGGAAAAAAUUGACAUUUUUAAUAUUCUAUAUCCAAAUGAAAUGAAACUAGUAUUUAUUUAUAGAUCAUUAAAAAUACUAAGUGUUAGUAUCAUUUUUAUUUUAAAUUAUUUUAUUAUAAAUCAAUUAAGUUUAAAUUAUUGGGUGAAAAUAAAGAGGAACAAAAACUAGAUAACCAAUGAUAAUAUUAUUUUUAUGUUUUAAAAUACUUAUGAGUGGAUAAGACGUAAUAUGUGAUAUAUAAAUAAAUAUAUAUUUUUGGGUUGCUAUAACAUGAUUUUUCUUUGGGAAACUGCCAUAAAUACAAUAUUCAUAGUAUUACUUUUCAUAUUUACAUUAACCACUUUUAUCCUUACUUUUAACGAAGGAUAAAAUAUAUUUAUAUCUAUAGGAUUAACUAAUAUAGACUUAUGGUUUAGAGUUGAGGGUGAGAUAGGGUUUUUGGAAUGUGAAAUUCAGGAUUCUAAUAAAUAUAUAAAUAAAUAUUAAAAAAUAUUAAAAAAUUAUAAAAUAGUUUGAAACAUAAUUUUCGAUUUUCAUUUAGAAAAAUUGUUUUAGUAAUAAAAAUUAUAUAAUUAUAAAAAUAGAAUUAAAUAAUAUUUCGAAAAUUGUAAAUGUUAUUAUAUUUUAUUUCUUUUAUUAUAUUAUUUCCUAUAUAUCAAUGAUAAUCUAUGAUUUAUUACCAUAUAAAAACUUACCAAAAAUAUAAAUCAACACUAAAUUUAAAUGUCAAUGUCAUAAUUAAUUUCAAGACAUGUCUUCAUUAUUAGUAUGCCGCGUCAUCAUUUUUUUCAAAAUUAUGGUGAUGACAAAUGAUCACUUCUCAAAUGAUGUUUAGGGACUAGGGGAUGUAUUCAACUUUUCCUAUAUCUUUUAUUUAAUAAAUUCUCUUGUAAUAAUCAAACCAAUCUAAGUUCAUAAUUUUAUAAAUAUUUUAAAAUGAUAAUGUAAAUUAUCUAACUUCACUAUCUAAUUAAUGUAUUAAUUGAUGUUCUUUAUCUUUUUAUUUAAGAGAUAUAUGUUUGGAUCUAAACCAAAAUUUUCUCUAGUAACAACCAAACCAAUCAUUAAACAAACUGGAGUUAAAAUAAAAGACUUCUCAGAGUUGUGGAUUGAAAAUAAUCUCAUUGGCACUGAAAGCAUUAGAAAUUAGAAAUAGUUAAAACUCAUAAAAUAUCAAUAAAAUAACAGUAACCAAUAAACAUCGUAUAUUAUCAAUAAUUUAGAUUUUUGAAAUUAUGGCACAUAAAACAAAAAGAGUAAACAUGUAUUGUUCAUAGAUAAUAUAAUGACAAUUAUGUAUAUAAAUAUAAUUUAAGAAAAAAUAAUUAUUAUAUUAUCGCUAUAGUUUCUUAAUAUCCCUUUAUUAAAUAUUUUGAAUAUAAUGAAAAAUCAUCAAAUAAAUCACUAAAAUUGUUUAUUAAAACUAAUGACUCAACCUAAAAU
Brassica rapa (field mustard) is the source of this 10049-nucleotide messenger RNA. Its product is annotated as 4-substituted benzoates-glutamate ligase GH3.12. The record is from RefSeq and is a predicted model, not a curated record. Gene Ontology annotation, cellular component: cytoplasm. NCBI's taxonomy places the organism in Eukaryota, Viridiplantae, Streptophyta, Magnoliopsida, Brassicales, Brassicaceae. Gene Ontology annotation, molecular function: acid-amino acid ligase activity.